Molecule: messenger RNA, 2192 nt
Organism: Anneissia japonica
Lineage: Eukaryota; Metazoa; Echinodermata; Crinoidea; Comatulida; Comatulidae
Product: protein phosphatase 1 regulatory subunit 21-like
Exons: 17
Coding region: 90-2192 (700 amino acids)
Cellular component (GO): early endosome; membrane
Source: RefSeq, a predicted model, not a curated record
CCGGCGCAUGACGAGUUAUGUUAUGACUAGAAAUCUCGGAAGAAACGCCCAAUUUUUGCUUUCAAAUAUACUUUGCCUACUCUAUAAUUAUGACUGAUAUACAAACAAAGUAUCAGAAAUUGGCUCAGGAAUUUGCAAAGCUUCGAGCUCAAAAUCAGGUUCUAAAGAAAGCUGUUAUCGAGGAGCAAGGGAAACAUACACAGUUUAAGGAUGCUAUUAAGGAAAGAGAUCAAAAGGUACGUAAAUUUGAACAAGAGAUUGACAGUCUGACCUUUCGGAACCAACAACUCACCAAGCGGGUGAACAUCUUACAAGAAGAUCUGGAGCUUGCCGAGACAAAGGCAAAGAAAGGAAAGAAUAAAGUAGCUGCUGAGCCUACGGCUCACCCUAGACUUGAACAGAAUGUGAUCGGAGAAGAAUUACGGAGUAAAAUUCAGGAAAAUGAACGAUUACAUAUACAGUUUAACCAGUCCUCAGCUGAGCAUGAGCAGAAAUUGAUAGCAUUACAAGAUCGACUCGUUGUCCUAGAAACACAGAACAGCCAGCACCAGAAGGUCUUAGAAAACACCCAGAAACAAAAUAAAGAAAUGAUAGAGAAGUUACAAGAAGAUAAGGCAAGACUCGAGGUGAAGAUUCGUAACAUGGAAAAAGAGUCUGGAGACGCAGUGAUGACAGCUGAGAGAUGUCAGCAGGAACUGCAAAAACUUGAGGAAGAUCUUGGUGGUAAACUGGAUGUUGCCAGGAAACUAAUUACAGCUAAGCUACCAUUCAACGAUACCGAGAUUCGUAAGUUCAAUGCCUUGAAUGUACCGACACAUGACAGAAAACAACAGCAAAGAACCAAGGAGUUGGUUGGGAAGGCUAAGGUGUUAGUGAGUGAAUUGUGCUCAGCUCUGUCUAACUUCCAUACUUACACUGAACAGAGGUCCAAAAUAUUCCCCAUCGAUGCCUCAACCGGUAGUCUAAGUAACGUCAAUGCCAAAUUUUGCUCAUUUCUUCAUGAAAAUGCAUCGUAUUUGAGAUCAAUUGAAACCAGUUUUAACAACUUCUAUGAAGGCAUCACCGAAGAUGCUCUUACAACUCUAGAAACUGCUACUGGCCUACAAGACUUCUCUGGUAAAUUUAGCAAAUAUGUUGCAUAUUUAAAUAAACUACUUCCUUAUCAGUUACUAAGUUUGGAAGAAGAAUGUGCGUUGUCAUCCUGUUCACAAACGCUAGAAUCAAGAAACAUGGAAUUGCAUAGCUCCCUCAAGAAACUCACCUCAGCAUUCACAAAGUUGGACUCCUAUGUACAGCUUCUAGCAAUGACCAGUAACAAAUCAGGUGACCUUCCUCAGGCCAAUCACAGGGAGUUCUUCAAUAAGCUUAUCUCCAGUGUAACCUACCUAUCUAGUAUAGUAAAAGAUGUAUCAAAGAGCUAUAAUUUCAAAGUUUCCCUUGAACACCAGCUUCCGACUGCCACACAGAAGUUGAAGACAACUGAUGAAUGCGUUGUUUCAUCCCUUAUCUCAUUGGUUACCUGCACAGGAAAGUUGUCAAACUUUAUGAAGUCUAAUGUUGACAUGUUUAGCACUCCCGGCGGCUACAAGACCAGAGGUCACAGUUUUAUUCAAGAUGAAAAUCAUCAGGGACGAGUUACCUCACCCACAGUCUCCUCGCUCAGGCAGAAAUCAGUUAAUUACAUGGCUAUGCUUAACAAGCCCUCUCCAGAUUCUGUGCCGUACAUCCUGGCGUUGAACAAUCGCAGGGUACUGGUCAGCUCAACGGAGAGUAAGGAAGGCCUCGCACAGCAACUCGCUACCAAUGCAGACAAGGUCAGCCGACUAGAGCAAGAAAAAGAGCACUGGUUACUUGAGGCUCAGCUUCUGCAGAUCAAGUAUGACAAGGAAGCAAUGAAAGUUAAUCGGCUUCAAUCAGAACUACAGAAACACUUAUCAGGCAAUCAAGUGGCUGUAGUACCACAGCAAGUAGUCACUGACUCUCACAGUGCGGACAGCAAAGGGGCAACAACAGUCACUGAUCCAGUGCUUGGCACAUUGUCAAAGCAUCCUAUGGACUUCGGAGAAAGUGAGGAAACGUCCAGAGAAAACCUCAUAAAAAAACACUACACCAGCAAAGUGUCCGUGAUGACCAAUCAGCGCCAAAUGAUAGACAGCAAGUCCGUCAGUUUCCAAUCAGAGGCUGCUACUUGA